This is a messenger RNA of Solea solea (common sole), 1798 nucleotides long. RefSeq names its product cytochrome b-245 light chain (gene cyba). Gene Ontology annotation, cellular component: NADPH oxidase complex. The transcript has 6 exons. Gene Ontology annotation, biological process: superoxide anion generation. The coding region runs from base 85 to 639 and encodes 184 amino acids. Gene Ontology annotation, molecular function: heme binding. Lineage: Eukaryota; Metazoa; Chordata; Actinopteri; Pleuronectiformes; Soleidae. The record is from RefSeq and is a predicted model, not a curated record.
UCCUCGUUGAAACAAAUCAGAAGUUGCGAGUGAGUUUGUAAAGUGUGGUCUUCGUGCAGAGAAGCUGCUGCUGAACUCAACACUAUGGGGAAAAUAGAGUGGGCGAUGUGGGCAAAUGAGCAGGCUCUGGCUUCAGGAUUCAUUCUCCUCACUGGAGGCAUUGUGGGGGUGGCUGGGCAGUUCAGAGGCUGGCAGUUUGCUGCAUAUGCAGUAGCUGCUGGAGUGUUUGUGUGCCUUCUUGAGUAUCCCAGAAGCAAAAGGUCAAAGGGAACAAGUAUGGCGAGACCGGGUCAGUACUGUUUCACUGUGUGUGUAAAAGCCUUUGGACCGCUGACGAGGAACUACUAUGUACGAGCUUUUCUACACGCAGCAGUGUGUGUGCCUGGAGGUUUCAUGCUGGCCACUGUCCUCGGAUGUGUCUGCCUCGGUAUUGCCAGCCUUAUCUACCUUGGAGCAGCUAUCCACGGCGAACAAUGGGUGCCCAUUCUUCCACAUAAGGAGGUUCGAAAGCCAAUGGACAGCAUGAAGAAUCCUCCUCAGAAUCCACCUCCGAGACCUCCCUUGGAGAUGCGCAGGAAACGAGUAGACGACCUGGAGGGAGCAGCAUAUGACAACCCCAUCCCUGUCGCAGAUGAGUAACCAGUGCGUGUGUCCCGUCCUGUGUUUUUGGCUUCCAGUGACUGCCUGAGAUCCUCAACAAUGAAGUUCUGUUAUUCUGGACAAAGUUUAGUUACCGUUGACUGGACGCCAUGUUCUGUCCACGCCUGUAUACCUCAAUAUACCUCAACCUGCAGAUAAAUGUGUUUUUCAAGGAGAGAAUUCAAAGGAUGAUGGGUAAAGUGCUCAAAGUGCAGGUGAAGGUACUGCAGGUAUCUAGCAAACAAAUGAUUUGCUCUGGGAAAAUAAAGAAAAAAAAAACAGCUAGACUUUUUAAAUUUGUUUAAUAAAACUUGAUAUCCUACUUCGUUAUUCAAAUUUUAAUGACAUAUGUUACAUAGGGAUUCUUACUUAUGAGUAAAAUUGUAAGAUCAAUAUUGAGAAUAAUCAUAAUUAUUUAUUGGUAACUUUACUUUCAUGUAACCUCUGAAACUGGGGAAGCUCUGCUGUGAGGCUUAGUUCAUGCUACAAGAUUGUCAGCCCGAUAAUCUGCUUGCUCUCUACUUAAUCAUCUUAUGAUUGGACGUCUGCUACAAUAUUCAACCUAAAGAUAUGAAACUGAGCUAAAUUACUUUGCAUUUAAGAAAGUGGUGUCGUGUGCACCUGGCUUGAAAUCUUGCGUCGACGAAACUGAUGCAAAUCCCAUCUGACACUGGGUGAGAGGCAGGUUUACACGUUGGCCAUGUCAUCAUCACCCAAACCAUUCACACUUGCAUUCAUACAGGAUGAGUUAAGUGAAUAUCAAGCUUAGUGUUAAACAAAUCAAGUGCCAUAAGUGAUACAUGUUAAUGCUGUAGCUGCUUUAACUCCAAUAUAUAAAUGAAGUAAAAGGAGUUUAUGUUGUAUUUUUUACUGCUGUGAUAAAAGUGUUUUUCCUCCAACCACCAUAUACUGUAUUUUAAACUGUGCUACAUCCACUGUAUUGCAUUGUAAUGCACAGAUCUAAGAACAAAAUAUUGUCAACUGUAGACAGGAUAUUGGAUUGUGUUUUUAUCCAUUGUAUAUUUUUAUUUUUUUGAUGCCAAAUAAUCAGAUUAUUGUCGGACUGUACUCUGUGCUGUUUGCUAGGACUAAAGUGACAGGCUGAGUGAAUUCUGUACCUUUUUACAGUCUUGUAAAUAAAUCCAUUGUACCCUUUGAA